This is a messenger RNA of Engraulis encrasicolus (European anchovy), 11312 nucleotides long. RefSeq names its product apolipoprotein B-100-like. Gene Ontology annotation, cellular component: mature chylomicron; low-density lipoprotein particle; very-low-density lipoprotein particle. Gene Ontology annotation, biological process: triglyceride mobilization; cholesterol transport; lipoprotein transport. NCBI's taxonomy places the organism in Eukaryota, Metazoa, Chordata, Actinopteri, Clupeiformes, Engraulidae. The transcript has 28 exons. Gene Ontology annotation, molecular function: cholesterol transfer activity; low-density lipoprotein particle receptor binding. Bases 1 to 11091 code for a protein of 3696 amino acids. The record is from RefSeq and is a predicted model, not a curated record.
AUGGGUGACACUAAGCUCUACCUCGUGCUGCUCCUCAGCGCCGUCGCCUUGGCACUGGCCCAGAGGUACAAGCCCUUCCACAAGUAUGAAUACCUGUAUGAAGCCGAGUCCCUGAACUUCCUCAAUGGAGCCGUCAAUGGCCCCAAGGGCAGCUGCAAGGUGGAGAUCGAGGUUCCUGGCCCCUGCCAGUACAUCGUCCGUACCACUGAGUGCACGCUCAGCGAAGUUGCGGACUUUGAUGCUGAGGGCAACCCAACCUUCGUCCCAGCUGCCACUGCUGAUGCAUUCAAGGCAGCCAUGGAGAAGAAUGCCCUGAAGGUCACUGUUGAAGGGGACAACAUCAUCAAGCUCUUCCCUGAAGACGAUGAGCCCGUCAACAUCCUGAACAUCAAGAGGGGAAUGAUCUCCGGCUUCGCUGUGCCUGUCCUGGAGGAGGAGAGGAACAACAGAAUGCCCACCAUCUUCGGAUUGUGCAAGACUGACUACACUGUGAAUGCCAGAGAGGACAUCGCCACUGACGUCACCCUCACGCGUGACCUGACCAGGUGCGAUCACUUCAGCCCAGUCAGCGACUACACCAGCCCCCUGGCCCUCAUCACUGGAUUGAACUACCCUGUGGCUAAGAUGAUCAAGAGCACCCAGACUUGCAACUACCAGUUUGACAAUGCUGAGCACCACCCAACCGGAGGUGAAUGUAUUGAGAACCACAUCCUGAUGCCUUUCUCUCACAAGGGCAAGUAUGGAGUUACCAAUGUCAGCAAGCAGAAGGCCCAACUUCUGGCUGUCUCUGAGUACAACGAUAGAGUCUUUGAACCAAAAAUGGAGAAUGAGCAGACCUUGACCCCACAUGCCAGCAUUGACAAGAGCCCCAUUCAGGACAAAGACACCACUCUUGCCCUUCUGAGGGAACUGGCUGGUCUGUCCAAGACUGAUGAUGGUCACAAGAGAGCCUUCCUGGCCCACAGAAUCGUCAGCAUGAUCCGCAAAUUCUCUGCAGAGACCCUCCACGCUGGCGUGCCUGAGGCUCUGGAAAUUUCCCGCUCUCUGACCUACCAGGCUCUGUUCCAGUGCGGCACCCCAGAAUGCAACAGCGCCAUCAUGCAGAUCCUCAGGACCUUCGACAAGGAUUCUAUGGAGAUUGAUGCCACCAUCUAUGCCAUGGGUCUGAUGCCAAACCCUACUCGCCAGCUUGUCAGUGACAUGCUGGAGAUGGCCAAGUUCAAGCAGAGCAAGCCCAUCUUCUACGGUGCUAGCAAUGCCAUCAAGAAGCUGUACGCAGCUGAGGGCAAAGUGACUCCUGAGCUCGAAGCUGUUGCUGAAUUUGCCUUGGAGCAGAUUGGAGACUGUACUGGUGACCAGGAAUACGUUUACAUGUCCCUGAAGGUGAUUGGCAACAUGGCUGCUGCUAUGGCAGCUACCAGCCCUGCCCUGAAAACUGCUGUGAUCCAGUGCUUUAACCAGCCUGGUGCUAGUCCAGAGGUUCAGCUCGCUGCCAUCCAGGCCUACAGACAGGCCACUCUGCCUGAGGAGGGAAGAGAAGUGCUUAUGCAGGUCCUUUUGGACGGUGCUGCCCCACUGCAGAAGAGAGCUGCUGCCUACCUGAUCCUCAUGAAGGACCCCCAGCCCUCUGAACUGGCUCAGCUGGCUGCUGCUCUGCCAAUUGAAGAGAACCAGCAGGCCAAGAGCUUUGUCAUCUCUCACGUGACCAACAUCCUGAGCUCCACUGCACCCGAGACCCAGGAGCUGAGGCAGAAGAUCCUUGAUGCCCUGCAGGGCAAUGAGGUUGGAACUGUCAUGGACCCAACCAAGUUCUCCCGCAACUACAAGAUUGGAUCCAUUGAAGGAAACAUGCUUUUCGAUGGCUCUAGCUAUCUGCCCAAGGAGGUUGUGCUGGAUAUUGCCCUGAAUGCUUUUGGCUUUGAUGUGGACAUGAUUGAGAUUGGUGUGGAUGGCAAGGGUCUUGAACCAACUGUUGAAGCCCUGUUCGGUGCUAAUGGUUUCUUCCCCGACACUGUGAUGAAGACCAUUGCAUACACCGCUGACACACUGCCAACCCAGUGGAGUCAGACUCUGAAGAACAUGAUCCCCGCCCUGGGCAAUGACAGGAGAAAGAGAGAGUCUUCCCAGAACCUGCUCAGAGAGCUUGCUCGUAAUGUCAACAAACUGUUCAGAGACCUGAAGGGUCUUGAUGCCCCUGACGCCAUGGUUUACCUGAGACUGCUGGGAAUGGAACUUGGCUACCUGAAGACCAAGGAUAUUGAAAACAUGGCCUACUCUGCUCUUGUUAUGGUUGACAACAUGUUGAAGAUGUUCCCUACUGAUUUCCUCAAGGGACUUCUGACCAGCACUGACAAUGAGCUGUUUGCCCACUACGUCUUCAUGGACAAUGAAUUCUACCUGCCAACUGGUGCUGGUGUCCCUCUGAGGGCUGCCUUCAAUGGUGUCAUUGCCCCUGGAAUCAAGGGAGGAGUGCAUCUUGCUGCUGACAUGAGUGAGGUGGCUUUCGAGCCAUCUGCUGCCAUUGAGGUUGUGACUGAGGUUGGAGCUCACUUCCCCGACUUUGUUCAGUCUGGUCUGGAAAUGCGCACCAAUCUUUACCACGACAGUGGUCUGAAGGCCAAGGUGGCUAUUGCCCCCAACAACAUCCAGCUGACCAUCCCUGCCCCUACCCACCCAGCAAGACUCAUCAGCUUCUCCAACCGCCUGCUGUCUCUGCAUGGUGCUGAGGUCAAGUCCAUCCCAGCCACAGGAGAGAGAGUCGAUGUGGCUGAGUGCACUCCAUUCUUUGCUGGUGUGAAGUACUGCACAGCUCUUCAGUAUUCUGAGGCUCUGUACACUGAUGCAUCUCCCUAUUUCCCCUUCACUGGAGACAGCAAGCUGGCUAUUGAGCUGCACCCCACUGGUGAAGUCUCCGAAUAUGUUGCCAACCUUGCCCACUCCUAUGAGGACAAGGUUGACACACUGACUCUGACCCUGAAGGCUGCAGGUAACUCUGAGGCCACAGCAGUUGCUAAGUUCAACAGGCAGAAGUACACCAUUGAAGCUGAUCUCCAGAUCCCCGACUAUGACCUGGAGGUUGGCCUGAGGGUUGGCUCUGUCAACCCCGAAACCAAGGGACAGGCCACACACUCUGUCCAGGUUGACCUGUGGAACAAGCAUGUUCCUCAGGCAUCUCUCGUUGCACUGGCCAAAAUUGCAGGAAUGAAGGAUGCUACUGUGGAUCUUCGUCUCCUGGUGCCUGUUCUGCAUGCUGAUGCUAAGAUUGCUGCACAUCUUCACCGUGGUGAUGAGCUGUCUGUGGAGCUUAUGACCGAUGUUAAGUUGCCAGAGACUUCCUCUGUCCAGAAGAUCACUCUGAAAUACGAUAAUGACAAACUGGAGGCUGAGAUUAAGUCUGAUGUGGACUCUGCGAUCCAGAACAUCAUCCCCAACUUCGAUGGUCUUAAGGCUAAGGUCGAGGAGGCCCUUGACUCUCCGAUUGGUGAGACUGGCAUGAACUUCCGUGAUGUCCUUGCUAAGUCAGUCGAGACUACCAAUGCCUACCUGGAAAAGCUGGAGGCUGAACUUCCCUACGUGCAGAAUGUGAGGCUUCCUUCUCUCCCUGAGCUGUCUCUGCCUGAGAAAAUCUACCUGAAUGCUGAGGCUGAUGCCAAGUACCACUUUGGCAAGCACUACUACACCUUGACCCUUCCUCUGCCCCUUGGUGGAAAAUCCUCUGGAGACCUGAACUUCCCUGAUGUUCUCUCCACCCCUCACCUGGCCGUGCCCCAACUUGGCCUGGAGGUGGCCUCCAUCGACAUCCCUGUUCCUGAGGUCUUCGUUCCAGAGCAUGUGUCUGUGUCUGUGCCUGUCCUUGGAAGGGCUGAAGUGUCUGCCAAGAUCCACAGCAACAUUUACAACCUGGAAGCUGGUGUUUCUGCAGGAAGAGAUGAAGUUGACCACCCUAGCUACUCUGCUAAAGUAGAUGUCACUGGAAGCUGCCCUGUGGAUCUCCUCUGUUUCAAGGCUGAAGCUGUGGCGCAGGUUGCUGGAACCCCUGGCUCCCUGAAGGCUGAGGUGACAACUCAUGUGAACAACAAGCUUAUUGAUGUCACUGCCAGCAUUGUGGAGGAAGCUACCAUUGAUGACAAGUUCCACUUGAAGUCCAACAGCAAGAUCGAUGCAAACAGCCCUCUUGGCGCACAGGUAGCUGUGGCGUACACCACUGAUGCUGGUCUCAACGCAGAGGGAAUCUCUGGAAAUCACAAUCUGAAUGCAGCCAUCAAGGCUGGUCCGAUCUAUGCCAAUGCUGAGGUGUCCCAGACGCUGGAGCUUUUCCCACUCAGGCCAGAGGCAAAGAUCGACCAUUCUAUCAAGAUUGAUUCCACCCUGAUCAAGGCCCAGAACACAUUUGCCGCAACCUUCGCUAACGGUGAGCUGACUGCCACCGCCGACACCACAGCUCUUGAUGACGCACUGACCAACCAUGCCGAAGUCACCCUCAAGGAAUCCGUCCUGACUGUGAAGUCCGACACCAAGGCUGAUGCUCUUGGCCUGAAGGUUCAGCAUGUGGCCGAAGGUUCCGCUGGAGCAGGAGCAGUUAACAUCAAGAUGGAGACCAGUGCUGAUCAUGAAGAAGACAAAAUCCAUUCUCUUGUGACUGCCACCCUGGAUGUCAAUGGACUGGCUGUGAACAGUGAUGCUGAUGUCAAGCUUGGUGAGAACACUGCAACCCACAAAGCUACUCUGACACUGAACAAGGAGGGUCUGGCCACCAAUGGAGCCACAUCUCUGCAGAGCCCACUGAAGUUGGAAAACACAUUCAGCGCUUCCCUGGAUGCAUCCAAGGUCGCUGUUAAUGUUGACCUCAAGGGAGAAAUCUCUGAGAUGAAAACAGCCCAUUCUGUGUCUCUGAGUGGAACACCCGCUUCCAUUGCUGCCAACAUCAAUGGUGAAUUGUUCAUCAUGGAGGGAACUGCCUACACUCAUUCCGCUGCCUUGGAUGUGCACGACUUUACUGCAUCUUUGACGAUCAACAACGACCUGAAGGUCCUGCAUGCUCACGAGCUGAAACACACCUAUGAAGUGAAGUAUGCUGACCUUGUUGCCAAUGCCAAGUGCAGCACAACUGGUAAGCUUCUGGGAACUCACCUCAGCCAGAACACUGAAGUUGAGAUUGCUGGCCUUACUGUGAGAGCAAACAAUGAUGCCCGCUUCAACUCCCAGAUUCUCCGCUUCGACACCACCACCCGUGCUACAGCUGUUCCCUUCAGCUUCAACCUUGACUCCAUCGCCAAUGCAGAUGCUGACCUCAGCCUAUCUGGAAAGCACACUGCUCAGAUUUACAGCAAACUCCUGGUGAAGGCAGAGCCACUUGCAUUCGCACACGCUCAUGAGUGCAGAGUUUCAACCUCUCAGGCCCUUGACAGUGGUCUGGCCGUUGACACUGGAGUUGAAGCCAAGAUUGAAUCUAUGCUGACUCCCUCUGACCAGAAGGCCCAUGCUGUUGUGAAGGCCAAGGUCAACAACAAUGCCAUCAACCAGGAGGUCAGUAUCUACAACAACCCUGCGGGUCUUGGAGUGGAAGUUGCCGGAACCGCCCUGACCAGUCUGCUUGAAGAGAAUCAAGAGUUUGCCAUUUCUGGUUUCCUGAAGUACGACAAGAGCACAUCCAGCCAUGUCAUUCACCUGCCAUUCAUUGAGGCUCUACCUGCUCUUCUUGAAAAUGUAAAGAUCACCAUUGUGAGUAUUGCAGAGUCCCUGCAGGCUUUCAUCGCCAAGGAGGACCUUGUUAACAAAUUGCAGGGCAUUCCCCAGCACAUCAGCGACUUUGUUAAGGCACUGGAAUUGGAAGCAAAAGUAGCCAAGCUCAAGGAUGACCUGCUGUCUCUGACCCGUGACUAUACCAUCAGCCUGGAAGACCUGGAGGCCACUCUGGUCACCCUGAGGGCUGCCGCUGAGAAGCUCAUUGCUGAUCUUGCUGCACGAGUGAAUGAAUAUGUCCAACUGGUCAAGGAGCUUAUUGCCAACGGAACUCUGUCUCAGGCUGUUGUGCAGAGGCUUAGUGAUCAACUCCAUGCUCUGAGUGAAGAAUUUGACAUCAAUGCCUUGCUUGUUAACAUCAUUGAGGUAGUCGAAGAGCUGAUCAAACAGCUUGAUCUCUCAAAACUGCAGGACAGCAGUUUGGCUCUCUUGCAUGAGCUGGAUGCUCAGUAUGGCAUCAAGGCCUUCCUUGAAGGCAAAGUGGCUCAGCUGAAGGACAUCAUUGCAAACUUCAGCCUGGCUCAGUUUGUUGAGGAUCUGAAGGCCCUGCUUGUCUCCAUUGACAUUGAAGGAUUCGUCAACACACUGGUGGAAAAAAUUCCAACGGCACAGAUUCAGCACCUUUUGGAUGCAGUAAAAUCUUUGAUCACUGACUUGGAUGUUGUUGGCAAGAUCAAUGCAGUGUAUGGCAAUGUAAAGGCUGUUCUUGUUAAAUAUGAACUUGACAAGAGAGUUGAGGCAAUCCUGGAAAAGGUUGUUGAGCUUGUCCAGAAAUUCAAAAUUGAUGAGACUAUCCAGGUUGUUGCUGACACUCUGAAGAGCAUCCACAUCCCUGUCACAGAGACCCUGGAAGCUGCUAUCGACUUCCUGAAGGCUGCUGACAUUAACCAUGCUAUUGAGCAGUUGAAUGCAUACAUUGAUGCCCUUGUACAUGCUGUGAAAACAUUCGACUACAAUGCCUUUGUAGACCAGGCCAAUGAGAAGAUUGCUGCUUACACUGCUUGGCUGAACACAGUCAUUGCUUCUCUUGAAAUUCCACAGAAGGUUGAAGCAGCCAGAGAAUUCGUCAACUUUGCCCUGUCCACUCUGAGCGGUCUCCUGGAGGAGCUCAGGGCAGUCAAGGUAGCUGAUGCACUGAAGAAUCUGAAGGACAUCAUCGACACUGUGGCCCUGAAUGACAUUAAGGCACUGCUGGAAAAACUCCCUGAAUUUGACCUCAAAGGUGAGCUUGCCCAUUACCUGGAAGCAAUUAGCAACCUGUACAACCAUGUUGUGGACACCAUCCUCGUAACUCUCGCAGGACUUGUUGAUGCAGUCCAGAAGGUUCUUGCUGAUCAGGCAAUUUUUGCUCAACUCAAGCAGCUCGUUGAAGGACUUGCAGCUGGCCUUAAAGCAGCUGAGUUGGAUGUCCCAGCCAUCGCUGUCCCUCUUACUGACCUGACCCUGCCUGCCUUCAAGGUUAGCCUGGGCAACCUUCAGGAUAGCCUCCCAACCCAGAUUGACCUCCCAGAGUUCAGCAUUGCAGGUGUUUAUACUGUCCCAGCCAUGACCGUUACUUAUGAUGACCUCAAGGCAAAGGUUCAGCAGCUGAUUGAGCUGAUUCUUAACUUUGAAAUCACCGCUCUGGAUGUCGAUGCCUUCUUUGGAGAGCUCGCCGUGAACUACCUGCCUGACCUUUCUGCCGUGGCACUGCCCGAAAUUGUCCUUCCAGAGAUCUCUCUGCCUGCAAUCCCUAAGGUUAAUGCUGAGCAUCUUUUUGACAUGCCUCUGGUAAUUCCUGAGAUCAAGCUUCCUCAUCUUCCCACUGAGCUGAUUGUGCCAGCUUUUGGAAAACUCUAUGGAGAAAUCAAGCUGAACACUCCCAUCUACAACUUCAGAUCUGCAGCUGAAUUCCAAAGCCCUGAAGUGACUCAGUACACAGCAUCUCUUACUGCCCAGGGAGCAUCCACUGUCCUUGUGGGAUUGGACUGCAGCUUGGACUCCACCGCUAGUGUGACGUUCCCAGAGAUGACUCACGUUGUUGUUGCAGAAACCCUGAAGCUCACAUCUUCCAUCCUUGAGGUGGACCAUGAGGCAACAGUGAACCUCCAGCCCCUCCCAACAGAAAUCACUGCUAAGACCACCCUGAAGGCAAACGCAGGUCUUCUCACAGCUGAGGUUGUACACAGUGCACAGGCAGCUGCUGGUCUGGCUGACCAUGCUCUGACUUUCACCCUUGGACAAGAAGGAACUGCCAAGAUUGGUCUCCCAGACUACACUGAUGAGGGUACCAUCAAGAGUGAUUUGACAUACACCAUGGAUAUCAACACAGCCAAGCUGACAUACACUGGUGACAUCAACACUAAUGCUCUUAAGCAGAAGCAGGUCUUGAAUGCUGAUGCUGUUGUCCUCAGUUACAUCAAAUUUGAUGCCCGCAUCGAGUCUGAGUCCCCACUCAUCAAGAGCAGUCUGGUGACUGCAUCUGGAAACGCUAACUUCGCAGACUUGAAGGUUGAAAUCAAGGCCAACCACGACACCGAGCUCGAUGGAGCUCUCAGUGGAACCCUGUCCAACUCCAUCCAUGCUAUGGUUAAACCCAUUGAGAUUGUGCUGGACUUCAACAACAAGGGUAGUGCCAAGGCUGAAGUGGCUGACCUUGCCGCCAAUCUUGAUGUCCAGAAUGACUACUCCGUCACCCUGGCCCUUGAUCAUCAGCACAUCAACACCAUGGCUCACGUUGAACUGAACCAGCAAAAGCUCGGCUACAACCUCACUGUUGACCACAACCAGGCAGAACUUGGCAUCUAUGCUGCUGUUGAUGGUGAUGUUCACCUCGACUUCCUGACCGUGCCCCUUCGCAUCCCCUCCUUCACUGUGCCAUUUACUGGCCUCAGGACCCCAGGCCUCAGUAACAUUAUCCCAUUUGAGCACUCUGGUCUGAGCCACCUGCUGACCUCCACUCACCAGACACUUGAUGUGGAUACCAAGCUUGUGUACAAGAAGAGCAGGUUUGCUCCCAUUCUGGAUCUGGGCCUGAUUAAACUUCCAGCCAUUGGCAAACUGGUCUCUGAGGUCUCUAUCAAGUCCGUCAUUGUCAACCUGAAUGUCAAUGCUGAAAUCUCUGCUGAGGAUGAUGUGGCAAUUCACAUUGGUGCCAUUUCUGAUUCUGUUUUCGAGAGUCUGAAGGCCAAGAUUGAGGGUACCAGCAGGCUUACUAGCAAGAGCGGUCUGAAACUGGCCACAUCUUUGGCAGUCGAGAAUGCACAUGUGGAAGCUACCCAUGACAGCACUCUGAACCUAGCCGAUGCCAGCGUCGCUUCUGCUUCCACCCAUCUCAAAGUGAACCUGCCAAUCCUCACUGCUGAUGCCGAACACAAGUUUACUCUGAGCCUGGAGGGACAUCCUACAGCAAACUCCAAACUCAACCUGAAGUACACUUUGAACAUUCCAUUCAUCAAGGCUGUUGGUGGUGGAGAUGCUGAGAAUGAGGUGAAACUUGAGCUUGGUCUUCUCUCCAUUUCCCUGGAAACAGCAACAAAGGGAAACAUUGAUGGAACCAUCCUGGACACAGGCCUUGUCAAGGGAGCCUUGGAUAACACAGCCAACGCCUACCUGAACGAGAAUGGCCUGCGUGCAGCUGUGAAGAGUGUUGGCAACGCACAUGUCAGCCAUGGUGACCUGAAGGUGGAGCUUGAUCUUGAUGAAGACAUUGCUCUUGAAGCAAGCCUGGUCCGCGUCUACGCAACUGCAAACAUUGCCUCAAACAAUGACCUCGCUGUAGGAGCUGUGACUUCUCAGGGCAAGCAUGCUGCCAAGGCCACCAUUGACCUGACUGUGGGCUCUCUGGCCGCUGAUGUGGAAGUUGACCUUGCCCAGCCAAGCACCUUGGGUGACCUCAGCAUCUAUGACAAGACUGUGAUUGAUCUGACUCUCGCGAAACAGAAGGUAGCCGCCAAUGCCAAGAUUGUUACACCCGUGUACACCACCACUGCUGCAGCUGAACUCGAGGGUUCAAUUCCCAAUGCCAAGGGUGCAUUCAAGAUCUCUGCAACAUCCCCCAUCGAGGUCCUGGUUUACGAUCUGGAUAGCUCCAUCGCAUCUGCUGUGGAGGAGUCUGCCCUGAGCCUGACCGCCAAGGCUGUGCUUACUCAUGCUGAGCUGACCGUUGAUAUUCAGAAUGUUCUCACCGCAGCUAUGUCUGAUGAUGGUGCCUUCCGCCACUCCCUGAAUGUGGAUAUCAGCAGCCCCACCCUCACUGAUGUGAACUUCCGUUAUGCUGCACGCAAGGAUGGUGCCAGCGCAUCCAUCUCCACUCCAUCCACUGGAUUCCUUGGUCUCCAGCUCCAGGGCAAGGUGCCAUCUCAGCUGUACGCCAGACUGUACAGUCGAUUUGCUUCUGCCCCCGAGGACGACGUUGAGAUUCUGAUCCUCAGGGCUACCCCCAAGGACGGAGAUAAGCUCCACCUGCAGGGUGCCUUCAACCUGGAUGCCCCCAAGAUCAUCAUUGACGGUCUGGUGGAAAGAAUCCCUGCCAUCACCUCCACUCUUGUGAGCUUCCUGGACAAGUAUGGCAUCGUCAGCGCUCUUGAGGGCGUGAAGAACACCCUAGUCAGCACCAUCAAUGAGGCUUACACCGCUGCCAUCAGCCAUGCCCCCGACAUGAGCCAGCUGUCCAUCCUCUUCAGAGAUGUUUUCGUGCAGCUCCAGAAGACCGUUCAGGUUGUUCUUGAUGCAGCCAUCAAGUUCCUGAGGGAAACCCAGAUUGACCUCCCAGGAAUGGGCAUGGUUACCCUGCCUGAGAUUCUGCACAAGAUCACAAGCAAUGUUGGCGCCGUCCUCGACCAGCUUGUGGAGGUUGUCAGUGCUAACCUGUAUGACGCCAUCACACCAAUCCUGGAAAACUUCGCCACUGUUGAGGUGACCAUGCCUCUUGGUGGUGCUCUGACCGGUGCCCAGAUUGUCGACCAAGUGAAGGCCAUCCUUCACACCGUUGCUGAGCUGGUGAAGAACCUUGAGAGCCUGGACAAGAUCCUGGAGAAGCUGGGUGAGACCCUCCAUGCCGUUGUUGAGAAGACCCAGGAAUUCAUUGACAGCCUGCACUCUGACAUGCUUGACAGCGUCUCCCUCUUCAUCAACUCCCUGUACCACAAUGUCCUUACUGUGGUGAAGACCGUUGUGGAGCAUGUGGAUUCCCUUCUGAAUGUGGAGGAGCUUAACACCACCCUCACACAGGCUCUUGAGUUUGUCAAGGUCCUUCUGAAUGAGGUGCUCACCAACGUCGCUGCUAUUCUGCCCCAUGGCGAUGCUGGCUACCUGAGAGUGAGCAACGGUAGGCUGGAGGUUGAGCUUCCAUUCGCUCUCCACCCUUAAGAUGCAGUGCAAGUACACGCCAAGGUUGCAAUCGUUCUCCGUAUAGGAGAAAAGUGGACAUUUUAACACUCUAAUGGGGUGAUAUCAUCCCUGUAUUUAUGCCAGCUAAGCAACACCUUUUACAUUAUUUAAAGUUACCACUAUGUUCUCUGAUGACCACUGUUGUUUCCUUUUGAAACACCAUGUAAUGUGCUGAGUGUAUAUCAAUAAAGAUCAUCAUU